AUGGAUUACAUGGCCGAAGAAUUAGAUGGCCAUUCUGAAGGGGUUGGGCAACAUAGAUUAAAUUCAGAUUUAGAUUCGUGUGACAAAAUUUACAUACCGCAACUAAGAGAUGACCACAAGCCAAAAUCAGGCCAAGGAAUUGAGUCAUUAGAUGAUGCUCAUGAGUUCUACAAUAAUUAUGCCAAGAAAGCUGGUUUCAGUGUCAGAAUCAAUUCUAGUAGGAAGAAUAAAGAAACUAAUGAAAUCCUACGAAAGGAGUAUGUGUGUUCUAAAGAAGGAGUGCCCGCUAAAGGAGUUGGUGAGAAAAAAAGGCGUAGAGGUAUUACUCGAGAGGGUUGUAAGGCAAAGCUAGCUGUGGUGAAGUCAAAAUUAGGAACCUAUGUGGUCAGCCUAUUUGUGGAGGGUCACAACCACCCAUUAAUAAGUCCUAAAAGAGUACACUUGUUAAGGUCUCAUCGUACAGUUUCAAAUUCUCAUAAGUGUAUAACCCAACUAUUUUCAGCAGCAAAUAUACCUACACAUCAACAGUUUAGCCUUCUUGAAAUGCAAGUUGGGGGGAUAGAAAAUAUUGGAUGUCUAGAGAAGGAUAUUUACAAUAAUGAAAGGAAUUUGCGUAAUGGGUUGAAGGGACAUGAUGUAGAUAUGUUGUAUGAGCAUUUCCAGCUAGAGCACGAAAAGAAUCCGUCCUUCACUUUUAAGAUUGAGGCAAAUGAAGAAGAUAGAAUUACUCAUUGUUUUUGGGUUGACACAAAAUCAAGGAAGGUGUACACGUUUUUUGGAGAUGUGGUUGUGUUUGAUAGUACUUAUAAUACUAAUCGGUAUGGUAUGAUAUUUGCACCAUUUGUAGGGGUCAAUAAUCAUGGUCAAAAAACAGUGUUUGCUUGUGCAUUCCUAAGUGAUGAGACAACUAAUUCUCUUCUUUGGCUAUUUGAGCAAUUUAAGAAAGCCAUGCCUGGAGGUUCCCCUAAAAUGAUUAUUACUGAUCAAGAUCCAGCAAUGACAAAAGCCAUUGUACAAGCUUUUCCAAAUAUAAUUGCAUAUGUACCACCAUUAAGGGGUGUGUUUUCCAGAUUAUGA
This is a messenger RNA of Prunus armeniaca (apricot), 1077 nucleotides long. The record is from the annotation of a GenBank genome assembly. Lineage: Eukaryota; Viridiplantae; Streptophyta; Magnoliopsida; Rosales; Rosaceae.